AAAACUAAAACUGUCCUAGAAUUGUAGUUAUGCGUCUCAGCUGGUGGAGCUCGAAGUAUCAGGAUCCUGUGCGUGUGGUGGAAUGGAUAGUGAAGACAGUGGAGAGGCACAAAGUUGGUAGAAAUAAACAAGACCUACUAACAACCUGCAAUAAUAAAUGCGAGAGAAGUUCCAAAAUUUGAGAUGGAAGGCAAUCCAUUGAGCAUCAUUCUAGUGAAGAGCGACAGCAAAGGUGAUCGUUUGCUCUUCCGAUAUCCAUAUGCUGCAGAGUCGCAUUCUGGUGAAGCAAAUUGCAAGAAGAGGAGGAACCCAUACGCCCUUACAAGCACAGACGACCUUCUUGAACCGCCCAGACAAACGUCCAACAUCAGCCACAAUCAGCUCACAGGGUUUUCUGACGAAGUCCUGUCAAACUUGUUUGCUGUCAAGUCAGACCUGUGUGGAAACAAAUUUGAACUGAAGGUCAAUGAUGUUCGGUUUGUGGGACAUCCAACUCUCGUCAGCGCAGGAUCUGUCCUGAUCAACAUUCAAUUUGCUAUGAGAGCCACAGCAAGUCAUGCUAUUGUCAAGUGCUAUUACGACCUGAGCCGCAGAUUGGGAGUUGCUCUUCGACAUGAGGAGAAACGUUGUGGCUACGUCACUCAAGAGACUAAGGCCAUGGUCACUGCCCAUGAUGAAGCCCAGCACUCGCCCUACAGCCAAAUCUUGGCUCGAAGUGCACUCGCGAGAGACUUGAAGACCGUUUACGAGGAACUCUGCCUUGCAGGUCAAGUCCACCUGAGGGUCAACAAUUGGAUAGAGGUGUCGUUCUGUUUGCCGCACAAACUGCAUCCUGAGCUUGACCCCGACUUGCUGUGCAUACAUGCCCUCCGACCAUACUACGGCCUUUUGCUUCUGGUCGAAACGGGAGAACUUGUGUCAGGACUGUCCUCGGAUGCUUCCCCAGCAUUAAUCCGACUUUUGCAGGUUUACAGUCCGCUGAAGAGUUUUCAGACCCUUGCAGCAGAUGCAGAUCUGGUGCUAAACCAAGUCUACCAACUCGCCCGACACUUGGUUUACUGGGCAAAAGCAACAGUCAUAUUCCCUCUGUGUGAAAGCAACAUCUACGUAGUCAGUCCAACAGCCCCUCUGGCAGUCAACUCUGCCCUAGUAGAAGAGUUUUCGGAGAAAUUUCCUGGAUCUCAUCUCCUGUCUGUGCUCUCGGAAUUUUCACUGCCUUCGUCGCUCAGCCAACGAGUCAGUCCCUUGGACAACCCUCAGCAGCACUCGCAACUGGUCUGUAUGAUCAUUUGGAUGCUGCAACAUAGACUCUUGCUCCAGCUGCACACCUAUGUGCACUUGAUGCCCACGUUGGCUGGCAUAGCAAAAUUAGGCGAAGAUGAGGAACUGCUCGGUGAUGACGAAAGGGUGGUGCAUAGUCCGGAGGAAAUAGCCCUGUUCUCUCGACUGCAGCGGCACUUUAACGGACAACAUCACUUGGAGGAAAUUAUGUAUCUUGAAAAUGUGAGGCGUUCUCAGUUGCUGCAGCUGAUAGACAAAUUCAGAGGUGUGAUAAUAACUAGACAGUCUGAAGACCCAAUGAUUGCAAACUUUUUCAUUUCUAAAAAGCUGCACUCCUAGUUACUUAGCAAUUAAUUAAACUGUGAUUAAAAUUAUGAAUAUUAUUAUUUUUUAUCUGCUGGUUAAGUUUACUUUUAUGUUACUAAGAAAGGGUCUUAGCUUGUCGUAAAUUGUAUAAUACAAAUAUUAUCUAAUAAAAACUAUUUAAUUAUGUUGCCGUAACAACUAUGUGUAUCCA
Neocloeon triangulifer is the source of this 1798-nucleotide messenger RNA. It is a transcript of the gene Nprl3, whose product is annotated as GATOR complex protein NPRL3. Gene Ontology annotation, biological process: cellular response to amino acid starvation; TORC1 signaling; negative regulation of TORC1 signaling. The transcript is spliced from 4 exons. The coding region runs from base 184 to 1620 and encodes 478 amino acids. Lineage: Eukaryota; Metazoa; Arthropoda; Insecta; Ephemeroptera; Baetidae. Gene Ontology annotation, cellular component: GATOR1 complex. The record is from RefSeq and is a predicted model, not a curated record.